Molecule: messenger RNA, 3967 nt
Organism: Heterotrigona itama
Lineage: Eukaryota; Metazoa; Arthropoda; Insecta; Hymenoptera; Apidae
Source: the annotation of a GenBank genome assembly
AUGACGAUGUACUUUGGAAGUAGAGGCUUUCAGCUUAAAAAUGAGCCCAGGUUCAUCAUUAUGCAAUUUUGUUUUAUAACGAAAUUAUAACAGUUUAAAUCCAGAUCUAAAAUGGUUAAAAUGGCCAAUUUAUAAUUUUUGUUAGAUAUUAUAUAGAUAUAAAACAGUGUAUUUUCAAAGAUUUAAACGAUUUUUCGUAAAAUCCAUAAAUAAAGGUUUGUGCAAUUUCAUUGCAUUAUAAAGUUUCUCUACUUUCUUUUUACUUAAAUAUCUCUGGUAGAAAUUCUAUACUUUAAUCGUCGAUAGUUCCAGAGUUAAAUAUCAUUUACAAUUUUUCAAACAUUGGAAAUUCAGUUCGAACAUUCUCACGAGCGAGUGAGACUACUGAUAACAUUAACUAUCAAGUGAAUGUUUCACAGUUUUACAGGAAUAUUCAGUCACAUUAUAGGAAUAAAAACAAAGAAAAAAAAAAUUGUUUUACUUUGCACCAUAUUGAAAGUUUUGUGCUUACAACACGCUCGUACGAACAAUUCUUGUCGAUGAAUAUAGAAACGAUGGUAAACAGUCUGGUGUUCUGAAAGGAAGCUACUGCCAUAAGUCACGCCAACCUAAAGUGUCUCGGUAGAUCGCGAUGGAUGUCGAUGGUAUGCUAUAAUCAUUCGUGGUUUAAUCCCAUAACUGUUAGGGAAAGUCGAACGGUGGCAGGUACGGUAAAUACGAAUCUUCGAAACGUCUCCAUUUUGUAUUAUAGACUGAUCGAUGGGCUCAGGGCCAAUAUCGAUUAUCCAGAUUUCCCAUCCACUUUCCAUUCAUAUUCUUUCCGAAUAGCUCGAACUGAUUAUUCUAGAAUUACUAGAAACCAAAAAAUUAAAAAUAGGAAAUAUUGUUAAAAACACGAAAGAAAAUAGUUUUAAAUUAUUAAGAGAAUAAUUACUCGAUGAAUAUCGCUAUAAAGAUAGGGAUUAAUAAUCAGAUACAUUUAAUCCUUUUACUGCCAAAACUGGUCAGAGUCGAUUGACAUUUUAUGAACAACAAAACCAAAGAAAUAUGGCGACUGUCGCGCAAGGUCCGACUGGCAAUAAACGGGUGAAAUCAAAUCCGCCAUUACCGUCUGUCUAUCGGGCGAGACCGCAAGGUCCACCUGGAUUACCAAGGCACCCUGUAAAUAAUGGUCCCGUAGCGCAACCGCGACCAAGUGGACAGCAACUGCAGCAAAUUCGUUUCGACAGCCGGCCUCCAGUCGGCCAAACGAAUCCUCUUCAUUUCGGCCAAGUCAGACUGUACGGGCCUCCGAGACCGCCGGCCGGUUCGUUCCCUCAGAAAUCGCCGCAGCAAGGUCAACAUCCACCCAUCGUUCUGAAUCCACGAUUUCCACCGCCGACCGUGCAACGUUCGCAACUGGGACCUAGACCGCCUCAUCCUGGCAAUUACCCAGCGCAGAAGUUCCAAGGCAACGUGCAACGGCCUCAACAGCCAAGGCCAGAGUAUCCGAACGGACCUUAUCAAUCGAGACCGGAGCACCCGAACGUCCCACAGCAAGGACGAAAUCCCGACGUUCUCGCGCGGCCGCACGAAAUCGUACAGAAACGAUUGCAGCGAGAUGAGUCAUUGUUGAGUAUACCUCAGCAGAGUUUACCGAUCAAGAGGGAAGACAAGGCACCGUCAGCUCCGCGGAUAGUAGUGGACAAAAUGGCGGACAUCGACAACUCGAGGAAGCUCCGGCAGUUGGAAAAUCCAGCGUCGGAGAAAAAGGAGAAAACGGAGCUGCGAGAGAGCGCGGAGAACGACGACGACGACGACGUCGUGAUGGACGGAAAGUCGCCACGCGCCAACGGAGACGUUACUGGCCAAGAGGACUUGAUAGAAGAGUCUAAGUUGUCGAUGAGCGAUGUCCAGUCGGCGAGAAGGCCGGAGAAUGCCGCGAAAAUGGAUAAUAAAGUUGGCACGAUCGCGGAGAAAAUCGGGCAGAAAAUUAGCAGUGUUGCGAACCUCGACGAGAAGCCUGUCAAAGAUUCCAACGUGACGGAGUGUGAUAACAGACUGUUCGCGAAAUCGAAUGAAGAGGAGCGCGGAAGCUUGUUAGACAAGCGGGACGUAGAUAAGAUUGGCGAUCAACUAGACGAGCCAGAAAGAAAGUUGGUCGAAGACCAAGCUCAGAAAGAGAAUGCGAAUAAAGAAAGUGUGACGAAACCGACAACACAGACUGAAACGAAUGCCUCGUCUACCACGUCUGUUGCGGAAGAUAUAGUUACGAAAUUGAAUAACAGUAACGCCGAACAAUCUACCAAAAAAUCAGAAGAAACGCGGUCAGGGCGAAACGAGGAGGAUUUGAAGGUAACGUCGACGUCCGAGGAAGGAACACGUGCGGCUUUGAUCGCAAAAUCAAAUGAAGCCGAUCAAAAGGUGCAAGCGUCGGCUAAAUCCCCAGAUAAGUCUCCGGGAACGGACCUGAAGUCAUCCACGUUUCCAGACAAAUCUCGCGCCCAGGCGGAUCAAAGUCAAAAAGAACUCGAACAAGAGGGAACGUCCAAAUCCCCGGAACAGUUCCGAGGAAUCAGCCCGGCAAAUGCAAAGAAAGAACAAAGCGAUCGAGAACUCAAGACACCGCUCUCCGUGUCUCAAAGCAAUUCACCGGCGAAAGUGAAUCAGACUCAGAAGAAGGUGGAACAAACUCGGGAGAAGGACGACUUCGUGUCUGUAUCAGAAACUAAGUUAGACGUAGAUUUGUUAAAGGAAACGAGGCAAGCCGAAAACACGCAAGAACCAAAGAAACCGAGUACACCGAUGGAAAUAGAUCAGAAGAAGAACGAGCCGGGACCCGUUGAAACGUUGGAACUUGAAAAAUCAAGCGAGAAAGAAAGAUCAUCGGAUCUCAGUCUCUCUCCGAGGGAGAAGGAAUUGAACGAUCCAUCUUCGAAGUCCCCGAAUAAAUCGGCGAAUGUAACUGAAAAAUCAAAUGCAGAGGAUGUCUCGAAAGAUUUGAAAUCUAAUAAUCUUCGAGAUACAUCGGAAACGAACGUGGCAAGCGUUACUUUGAGUCCACCCGCUUCUGAAAGGGAAGCGAGUGAGACGCAAAAAUCUCCGCCGGUACUGUCCCCACCGAAAACUGCCGAGGAAAGUGUGAAAGGUUUCGACAAUGGAGAACAACGAUCACUGUCGAUAAAAUCCUCGCCGUCCGAAAGUCUUCACUCGCCCGUUUCUCCGAAAUCGCUGAGAUCGCCUGUCGAGAGCGGGAAAUUAGAAGAGAGCGAAAAAACCGAACAGAGAAAGGCCGACGAUAAAACGACAUUGGACUCGAAAAGCUUGCCGAAACCAGCUAAAUCGUCUAAUGUUCAACGCGCACCGACGCCCGCCAAACGGAACGAAAAAUCAGAAAAGAAGUCUUCAAAGACACCAGGAACCAACCACGAACGGAGUCGGAGAUUCACCAACGAAAAAGUCACCCUCGAAAUCGAAGGAAGCUGACAAAAGGUCGACAGCCGGGUCACCUAUAAAAUCGCCAAGUAAGUCCGUCAAAUCGUUACCACGAACACCAGAAACUCCUUCGUCGACAGCCGGUCAAGAGAAGAAAAAACUGCCAAUGAACAAAAUUCAAGUUGGUGCGGCGCCCUCUCCAAAUCUGAAAACAGUACGGUCGAAGAUCGGCUCGCUAGAGAAUGCAAGUUACAAACCAGGUGGCGGAAAGGUGAAAAUAGAGAACAGGAAGCUGGACUUUAGCAAGGCUCAGCCGAAGAUCGCCGCGAAAAAUGAGAAAUACACACCCAGCGGUGGUGACAAGAAGAUUGCUCAAAUUAAACUUCAAUGGAACGCGAAACCAAAAGUCGGAUCAUUGGAGAAUGCAACAUACAAGCCUGGCGGCGGUGACAAGAAGAUAGAGACAGUGAAGCUUGAUUUUAAGGAUAAAGCAAAACCAAAAGUCGGCUCCAAAGAGAAUGCUAAACACAUUCCUGGCGGUGGCAGCGUUAAA